Gossypium arboreum is the source of this 769-nucleotide messenger RNA. RefSeq lists its product as uncharacterized. The coding region runs from base 173 to 511 and encodes 112 amino acids. The transcript has 2 exons. The record is from RefSeq and is a predicted model, not a curated record. NCBI's taxonomy places the organism in Eukaryota, Viridiplantae, Streptophyta, Magnoliopsida, Malvales, Malvaceae. Gene Ontology annotation, cellular component: NatC complex.
CUCACUCAAUAAACCCAAAAUCUUUGUCUGUUCGUCAUUUUCCCUUGCCAUCUUGUUCUUUUCCCCCCUCACUUUCCAGAACAAAAUCAUAGAAACUGAAAGAUUGAAUUUUUGUUCUCUCGAUCAUUCAUAUCUUUCUUUGCAAAAAAGUUACUGAUUCAAGUGCAUUGGGAUGGAACAAGAAGUAGGGGAAUCCUUGAUUCAUCUGGGGAACUCAGAUGGUUCUAAUUCUAGCAGCUCAGAUCCCGUAACUCGUGUAAGGAAGCUAUUGUUUCGCCGGAUGCUGGUGGGGAUCAAAGACGGCCGGUUUUUCUUGGGCACUUUCCACUGCCUUGACAAGCAAGGGAAUAUCAUUCUCCAAGAUACAAUAGAAUAUCGUAGUACCCGUCGGUCUUCUCCAUCUCCUAUGGAGCAACGAUGCCUUGGUCUUGUUCUCAUCCCUUCCUCUUGUCAGAACUCCUGUCAUGUGGAUUGCUCCGUCGAGGAACAGUUGUCACUGCUGAAGGUAUAAGAAACUAGAAUCUUAUGUUCCCAUAAAAUCUAUGUUUGAAAGAAACAACAGUUUUCAUGCAAGUAUUGUUAGUUUUCUAGAGUGAUUGAUUGUAUUGUAAUUGCGUUGUUUUGAGCAAAUUGAAAGGAUCGUAAUUGUUGCACUAUAGGGAAUUUGAUCUUGCACUCAGAUAACCUGCAUUUAUAUACUCCAUAUGAUAUUCUUUGGUAGGCAAAAAUGAUAUAAAGGAGCUUCAGUCAUGGAGUAUGUGUUUGGUAA